Molecule: messenger RNA, 2436 nt
Organism: Talaromyces marneffei
Lineage: Eukaryota; Fungi; Ascomycota; Eurotiomycetes; Eurotiales; Trichocomaceae
Exons: 4
Coding region: 1-2436 (811 amino acids)
Biological process (GO): glucan catabolic process
Cellular component (GO): extracellular region
Molecular function (GO): cellulose binding; beta-glucosidase activity
Source: RefSeq, a predicted model, not a curated record
AUGCCUAUUGUCAGCGCUCAAUCAGCGUCUUGGUCCGCAGCCUACAGUAAAGCCUCGGCUUCUCUGAGCAAACUAUCCCAAAAUGACAAGAUUGGUAUGGUGACAGGCAUUGGAUGGGGAAAAGGUCCAUGUGUUGGCAACACAGCUGCGCCUUCGGGAAUCUCAUUUCCAUCACUUUGUAUUCAGGAUAGUCCUCUAGGAGUUCGCUACGCGAACCCAGUUACAGCAUUUCCGGCGGGCACGAAUGCUGGAAUGACCUGGGAUAGGACGUUGAUUAACCAGAGAGGCGCUGCAAUUGGUGCAGAAUCCAAGGGGUUAGGUGUCCACGUGCAGUUGGGCCCUGUGGCGGGUCCCUUGGGAAAGAUCGCCCAGGGAGGUCGUGGUUGGGAAGGAUUUGCAACAGAUCCAUACCUCAGUGGUGUUGCUAUGAUUGAGACUAUUACGGGUAUGCAGAGCUCGGGUACUCAAGCAUGCGCAAAGCACUAUAUUGGCAAUGAGCAAGAGUUAAACAGGGAGUCGAUGAGUGCUAACAUUGAUGAUCGUACUUUACACGAACUCUACCUUUGGCCCUUCGCCGAUGCCGUCCGUGCCAAUGUUGCCAGCGUAAUGUGCUCUUACAAUCAAAUCAAUGGAACCUUUUCCUGUGAGGAUGAAGAAUCAAUGACAAGAAUCCUGAAGACAGAGCUCGGCUUCCCUGGAUACAUAAUGACUGACUGGAACGCACAGCAUACAACAGCUAACAGCGCCAAUUCUGGACUUGAUAUGACCAUGCCCGGUAGUGAUUAUAGUAAUACGCCGAGCAGUGUUUUUUGGGGUCAAAACCUGGCCAAAGCCAUCUCAAGUGGCCAAGUUGCUCAGUCGCGACUUGAUGAUAUGGUGAUUCGAGUCUUGGCUGCUUGGUAUUUAGUUGGCCAGGACCAAGGCUUCCCUGCUGUGGCCUUUAACUCUUGGUCGGGUGGACAAGCCAGUGUCAAUGUCACAUCGAACCACAACCAAGUUGCCCAUGCAGUCGCUCGUGAUUCAAUUGUUCUUCUCAAGAAUACUAACGGCACCCUUCCUUUGAACAAACCAACAAGUAUUGCUAUCAUCGGCACGGAUGCUCAAACGAAUCCCUCUGGACCAAAUGCCUGUACUGACCAUGGUUGCGAUACUGGAACCUUGGCUAUGGGUUGGGGUAGUGGAACCUGCCAGUUUCCAUACCUAACAGAUCCUCUAACAGCUAUAAAAUCCCAAGCUGCCAGCGAUGGCACUACGAUCACGACUAGUAUCAGUGACGAUAGUAGUGCGGGGGCCUCAGCCGCCCAAAGUGCCGAGUAUGCAAUCGUUUUCAUCAAUUCUGACUCCGGUGAAGGUUACAUAACCGUGGAAGGUGUGGCUGGUGACCGCAACAAUCUUGAUCCAUGGCACAGUGGCAAUGCAUUGGUGCAAGCCGUUGCGGCAGUCAACAAGAAGACGAUUGUCGUCAUUCAUAGCGUCGGGCCAGUCAUUCUCGAAACCAUCUUGGCGCAACCAAACGUGGUGGCCGUAGUAUGGGCCGGUCUACCGGGACAAGAGAGCGGUUCGGCCCUCGCUGAUAUUCUCUAUGGACGUACUGCUCCCAGUGGAAAGCUCACCUACACGAUUGCCAAACAAGCUUCCGAUUACGGCACUGCGGUCGUUAGUGGCAAUGACAAUUAUCCAGAGGGACUUUUCGUUGACUACCGACACUUUGACAAGAGCAAUAUUCAACCUCGAUACGAGUUCGGCUAUGGAUUGUCAUAUACAACUUUUGCGUACACGAAUUUGGCAGUUACUAUCACGGUCUCUGCGGGUCCAACCACUGGUCAAACAGCUCCCGGCGGACCUUCUGACCUUUUUGGGUCUGUAGGAACAGUUACAGUGCAGGUCGCAAACACAGGCAGCGUUGCAGGUGCAGAAGUUGCCCAACUUUAUAUUGGGUUGCCAUCGUCAGCACCGUCAUCGCCGCCAAAACAACUACGUGGGUUUGAGAAGCUUUCUCUCGCGGCUGGUGCUAGCGGUACGGCAACGUUCGAUUUGACACGAAGAGAUUUGAGUUAUUGGGAUGUGUCGCAGCAGAAGUGGGUGGUUCCAAGUGGAGCGUUUACCCUAUACGUUGGAGCAUCUAGUAGAGAUAUCAGAUUACAAGGGACAUUUACGCCCGGAGGAGGCUCGACAACUUCCACCAUAAUUUCGUCUAAGACAUCAUCUACUAUCAGCACUUCGGUCACUAGCACUUCAGUCGCCACCAGCACUUCAAUCACCAGCAGCAGCACCACAAGUAAAACUACCACAACUAGCUCGACCACAUCAGCUGCCGGGCCAACGCAGACCGCUUAUGGACAAUGUGGUGGACAGGGCUGGACCGGUCCUACAACCUGUCCAUCUGGUUGGACUUGUAAGGUGUCCAAUCAAUGGUACUCUCAAUGCUUACAAUAA